Messenger RNA from Lathyrus sativus (Indian pea), 678 nucleotides. NCBI's taxonomy places the organism in Eukaryota, Viridiplantae, Streptophyta, Magnoliopsida, Fabales, Fabaceae. The record is from the annotation of a GenBank genome assembly.
AUGAAGGGAAACCAAGAUGUGAAGCUGCUUAACUUUUUAUUGAGUCCAGUUGGUCGAAGAGUUGAAUGGGCUCUAAAACUCAAAGGUGUUGAUUAUGAGUAUAUAGAAGAAGAUAUCUUCAACAAAAGCAAUCUCCUUUUGGAAUUGAACCCGGUUCAUAAGAAAGUUCCGGUUCUUGUUCAUGGCCAGAAAUCAAUUGCAGAAUCAUUGAUUAUUCUUGAAUACAUUGAUGAAACAUGGAAGCAAUAUCCUUUGCUGCCUCUCCAUCCUUAUGAAAAAUCCCGUGCUCGCUUUUGGGCUAAGUUAUCUGAUGAGAAGCUUGCGUUGGGAUCAUGGAGAGCAAUGGUGAGGAAAGGUGAAGAAGGGGAAAAGUAUCUAAAGGAAGCAAGAGAAGUAAUGGAGAAGUUAGAAGAGGAGAUAAAUGGAAAGAAAUUCUUUGGUGGGAACAACAUUGGGUACCUUGAUCUUGCUCUUGGAUGGAUCACUUGUUGGCUUCCAAUUUGGGAGGAAAUUGGGUCAAUGCAGGUACUUGACCCAUUAAAAUGUCCAUCCAUCUCUUCAUGGAAGAUCAAUUUUCUGAAUGAUCCUGUCAUUAAAGACAACUUGCCACCAAAGGAUAAAAUGAUUGUUUAUUGUCACCGUCGAAUAGAGGAGUUUUCUUCAACUCAUCAUGGUUAA